Cryptomeria japonica (Japanese cedar) is the source of this 1189-nucleotide messenger RNA. Its product is annotated as peroxidase A2. Gene Ontology annotation, biological process: response to oxidative stress; hydrogen peroxide catabolic process. The record is from RefSeq and is a predicted model, not a curated record. Lineage: Eukaryota; Viridiplantae; Streptophyta; Pinopsida; Cupressales; Cupressaceae. The coding region runs from base 56 to 1036 and encodes 326 amino acids. The transcript is spliced from 4 exons. Gene Ontology annotation, molecular function: peroxidase activity; heme binding.
UAUUAAGUGAAAUAGUCUGAAGAGCAGUAAUACAGUUGUUUCCAUCGUCUGAAGAAUGAGGAGAAACAGAGUUUUGAGUUGUUUGUUGGUGGGUUUUGUAUUGAUGUGUGCUGUUGGAGCGCAGCUUACGACCACCUUUUAUGAUACAUCGUGUCCUGCCUUGCAGUCCAUCGUUCGCCGACUUGUAUUGCAAGCUAUCGUUACUGAAACCAGAAUGGCCGCCUCUCUUCUUCGAAUGCACUUCCAUGACUGCUUCGUCAAUGGUUGUGACGCUUCACUUUUAUUGGACGACACUGCUACAGUAACAGGAGAGAAGACGGCAGCUCCAAAUAACAACUCAGUGCGAGGAUUCGAUGUAAUAGAUACUAUCAAAACAGCUGUGGAGAACAAUUGCAGCAAAACUGUUUCCUGUGCAGACAUUGUCGCUAUUGCUGCUCGUGAUUCAGUGCUUUUUAGUGGAGGUCCCAGUUGGUCAGUUCUUUUAGGAAGAAGAGACGCAACAACUGUAAAUGGAACAGCACCCAACUUUGUUAUCCCCUCCCCAGUCGACAACCUUACUGAAAUCAUUAGAAAAUUUGCGGAUGUCGGACUCAGUAUCACAGAUGUUGUAUCUUUAUCAGGAGGCCACACAAUUGGACGUGCCCGAUGUGCAACUUUCAAUAACCGGCUGUUCGACUUCAAUAGCAGUGGAAGCCCUGAUCCAACCCUAGAAUCGACAAUGCUUGCCACACUUCAGGUUACUUGCCCUCCAUCUGGAGAUAACAGUACGUUAGUGUCUCUUGAUCGUCGAUCCAGGGAUUGGUUUGAUAACGCCUACUUCAAGAAUCUUCAGAGCAAUAAUGGGCUUUUGCUGUCAGAUCAAGAACUUUAUUCCAGUUCUAAUGCUCAAACCAAGGCUCUGGUGGACACCUACAGUGCAAGCCCAAGUACCUUCUCUACUGAUUUUGUAAAUUCCAUGAUCAAAAUGGGAAACAUAAGCCCACUUACUGGUACUGCUGGUGAGAUUCGCACCAAUUGUAGGGUUGUGAAUUCUUAGAAACCCAGAAGUAAGUAAAGCAAGGCUUAUCAUGAAAUGCUUUGUUAAAAAGGAGAAAAUGUCUCUUGUCAAUCUAGGAGGAGUAGAAUCAAGUAGAUCCACAAGAUUUUAGAUUUUUACAGUUGAAAUCAUAAGACUUUGGGUGUUAUUGUA